Molecule: messenger RNA, 4053 nt
Organism: Micromonas pusilla CCMP1545
Lineage: Eukaryota; Viridiplantae; Chlorophyta; Mamiellophyceae; Mamiellales; Mamiellaceae
Exons: 3
Coding region: 1-4053 (1350 amino acids)
Molecular function (GO): protein binding
Source: RefSeq, a predicted model, not a curated record
AUGACGACGACGAUCGCGUCCGCCGUCGUCCGGCCGCGUCCCCUACCUUCCUUCCGCGCGCGCGUCGCCCCCGCGCCCGCGCGCCGCGACGACCGCGCGAGAGGCGACGUCCGCGCGCGUCGACACGCGCGCCGCGCCAGCCUCGGGUCGCGCCAGCCGCACUACGACGGCGAGCGCGCGCCUUUCGACGACGACGACGACGACCGCCCCCUGUGGUUCGACGACGCGUCGUCGACGUGGCGCCGCCGCGACGACCUCGACGAAUCAGACGCGACGAUCGCGCGCGCGCUCGGCGGCGACGGCGCCGCGUGGACGCGCGCGGUCGUCGAGUCCGCGCACCUCGCCGAGGUUCCCGACGACGACGCGCUCGACGCCGCCGCCGCGGCGAACGUCCGCGUCGCGGGCGGUGAGGCGGAGCGACGCGCGCGCGUGCUGACGGUGACGUUUCGCACGCUCGACGGCGACGCGCGCGUGCUCCCGAUACUCGCGUGCGCGCCCGUGGAGGAGGAGGAGGAGGAGGAGGAGGACGACGACGACGACGACGACGACGGCGGCGGCCAAAACCCCAACCCCCGACGCCGCCGCGACGACCGCGGCGACGACGACGAGCUCGCGCAGGACGACGACUACAACGACGCGUACCUCAAGGUCGUCGACCCCGGUCUGAUCCGCUUCACCCCGAGAGAUCGACGCGAGCGGUGGAAGAGAGCGGUGAAGAAGGGCGCUGAAGACGUUCGGGCCGCCGCCGCCGCGGACGACGUCGACGCCUCCGCCGACGGCGCUUCCACGCGCGACGCGCUGACGCUGUGCUAUCGCUACCUGAAGAACUGCCUGACGCAGACGUCGCACGUCGCCGCGGGCAGGCGCGCGCGGUACCGCGACAGGGACGUGAAACGUCGCGUCGGUUCGGGUUCUCCUCGCGGGGACUUUGGCGAGCGCGGCGGUCUCACGGGCCUUCCCGCGCGAUACAUGUCGUCCCCGAUCGACAUCCCGGGGAGACGCCGCCGCGGCGGCGGCGGCGCCGGACUCGGCUUUCACGAGCGACGACACCGCGGAGUGCUGCUCGAUGGCCCCGUCGACGACGUCUUCGACGCGUGGCAACUCGCGAACGACCCGCGCCCUUCGUACGGCAGACCCGCGGACGUCGCGCCGUGGCUUCGAAACGCGUUUCGGGACGACGUCGAGACGUUGAACGCGUGCCUCCACGACGUGACGUGCUCGAACGCGGUCGUGUUCGCGCACGAGGCGCUCCCGCCGCUGCGCGCGCUCGACGUCGAGCCCGAGGAGGUGGAGGAGCUCCUGUCGCAGAUCGAAGCGGACGCGGCGGCGGCGUGCGUGAAAAUCACAUCCGGAUCCGGACCGGCGCUCUACCGCGCGCGGUUGCACGGCGCGCGACGUGCGCGCGGCGGGGCGAGGGAAGGCUUCGAGGGCGCGGUCGAGCGCGUGCGCGAGAUCGAGCUGGACCUCGACGACGCGUGGCCGCGGCCGCCCAAGUCUCGGCCCCGGCCCUCGUCCUCCUCCUCGUCCUCGUUCUCCGCCGACAGCCGCCGCCGCCGCCGCCGCCGCCGCCGUCGGGGGCUCGAGGACGUCGUCGCGAUAUGCGCCGCGAUGAAGCGCGGCGUCCCGAUAUACAUCGCGUCCGACGUCGUCGACGCGCGCAGCUUCAGCGCGAACGGGUACCGGUCGUCGUUCCACGGCGGCCGCGUCGGCGUCGCGCGCCGCGCGAGGCGCGCGUCCGCGCCGGGGUCAUCAGCCGCGCCGGGGCGGGAAAGACACGACGACGACGCGACGUUCGGAUUCCGCUCGCCGCUGACCGGGUACAGCUACUACACCCCGGCGAACGCGGACGAGCACGACCCGGACGUCUUCUCCGAGUUCGUGAGGUUCUUCGUCCUCGAGUGCGAGAAGCCGUUCGGGACGUCCCCUUUUAUCGUCGAGUUCGGCGCCUCCGGCGCGGUCGGAAACAUCCGCCGCGCCGGCGCCGGCGGUCGAUCGGUCUCCCCGCCCGGGAUCCUCAGGUGCGUUCUAAGUUACUGUAUACAAAAGUUUUUCACCCACCGCUCGGUUUCAACAUUUGAUCGCGUCCCUUUUCAACUGACCGGUGAACUUUUUUUGUAUAAAACGACCCUCAGCCGCGCGCUCCUGGUCGGCCCGAUCGCGUUCUUCCUCCUCGUGUCGCACCUGUGGCGCGAGUGGCAGCGGCGCUGGCACGGGUUCGCGUCCGGCGGGCCGUCGCUCGGCGCUCAGACGGGGAAGCACGGCGCCGCGGCGGCGCGCGCCGCCGCCAGAGCGCGGUCGCCGUUGCUCGACCGCCGCGUCCUCGACCCCGCCGUCGCCGACGUCGCGCGUCUGCACGUCGCGCUGUUCCGGCGCGCGCUGAUCGAGCGCGCGCGCGACGACCCGACGAACGCGCACGCGCUGAUCGCAGACGCGCUCGGCGAGGAGGGCGCGAAGCGCGUCGACGCCGACGCCGGGGAAGUCUUCCGGCGGCUUCGCGCGCACGUCGUCGCGGAAGCCGACGGCGGCGGCGGCGGUGCGUCCGUUUCCGCGUCCGCGUCCGCGUCCGAGUCCGCGCGCGUGAUCGCCGUGAUCAAGCGCGACAUCGAUCGCGCCGUGUGCACGCCCGCGCAACUGCAGGGGAUGCGCGUGGAGGACGCGCCGUCGAGCGCGAUCGAGGCGUCGGCGACGACGGCGAUCGAGGAGCGGUGGAUCGAGCACGGCGACGCGGCGAGGAGACUCGGCGAGAUGAACGCGCGUCUGUUCGACCACGCGUUCGUGUUCUCUGAGGAGAAUUGGGGGGUCGCGGAGGAGGAGGUGGUGGAGGAGGAGGAGGAGGGGCAGGGCGACGACGAGGACGCGCGCGGCGCGGGGGUGGACGACGCUCGCGGUGAGAUGGGGGCGCUGCCAAAUGCGAUGAUGACUUCCUGUCAUGAUGAUCGAACCACGAAUGAGCGUUUUUUCGUCUCCCGUGCCGCGACGUUGCGGCUCCGCGCGCACUUCCACGGACGCACGACGCACGCGGCGCGCGCCAUUCACUUCACCCCCAGUAUCGUCAAAGAAACUCGCGCAUCAUGUCGCAAAUGGUCGGGCGUCGCGCCGCGCGUCGCGCGUCGCGAGUCGCACGCUCGCCUCCCGCGUGAAAACGAACGAAUGAAUGCGUUCCGUCCGUCUCUUCUCAGAACCAAUCCAUCCGUCGUCUCGCGCCGCCGCUCACUCCUUCUUAACGCUGAUGUGAUGACCCUACGCGUAGACCAAGAUCAUGCAGAAGCGCCAGGAGGCCAUGGAGGAGGCCUACGCCGCGCAGGUUCGUCGCGGUGGACGGAAGUUCGCGCGCGGCCCUCGACGCCCGCGUCGCGUCCCCGCCCGCCUCGUGACCACGACGCUUUCCUCCCGUCGAUCGACCGCUCACCUCCCGCCUCCGUCCUCGUCGAUCGAUCGCAGUGGGACGACGGCAAGGGCUCGCACCACCCCGAUUACGACCCGACGGCGAAGGGCCCGAACGUCGAGAAAGCCAGCAGAGAGACCGAGGAGCUCCUCGCGGCGAUCGUCAAGAACGACAUCCGGCUCAUCUACAAGAAGAUCGAAGAGGGCGCGGACGUCAACUUCGUCUUCGGCUCGGCGUACGGAAGCAAGAACGGGUACACGCCUCUCAUGUCCGCCGCGCACCGCGGCCGCCUCGAGGCGUCGCGCGCGCUGCUUCGCUCGGGCGCGGAUCCCAAUUUCAUGAACAGAAACGGCGACCUGACGCUCUUCUGGGCCGUCGACGGCGGCGUGGAGAUCAUCAAACUCUUCGUGGACUACGGCGUCGACUUAGACGCGCGGACCGCGAAGGACUGGACCGCGCUGUCGUACGCGCGCGCCGCGGGGAAGUACGGCCUCGUGGACGAGAAGGGCAUCUACCCCGAGGACGUGCUGCGGUAUUACGGCGCGACGGAGUACGGGUCCGAGCCGGAGGCGUUGGGGGUUCGAUCCCCGCGGGAAUCGUUCAACCCCGGCGGCGAGGACUUCUCGCGCGAUCGCGGGAGCUACCAGCGCGAGCCCGAGCACCCGUGA